AUGCCGAAAUUGACUAGGCUCCGGGAUAUCGACUCAUUCAUCGGGCGGGGACACCGGUGCUCGGCGGCUCGCGUGGACGAUUACGAAGGCGUCUCUUGGCUGGGGCGACUGGAGUGGCCCGAGUGGCCGGUGCAGGAGCAAAGCUUCGAGAACCGGGAGGAGGACCUCUCCGUUGCCUCGUGCGUCGAGUCCCUCUGGAGCCGACGGGGCUUCCGAGGCCGCGGCGGAGCAGGGUCCCUGCCACCAGAGGCAGGCCCCACGAGGCGUGCUGGCCUCCAGGACUGGUAUUCGCUGCGAAAAGACGACUGUGUACGCGACGCGGUCAUGGCCAAGCUUGGCCUCCAGGUCACCUGCCUGGAUGGCGUGUCACCGAUGUCGAAGUCCUACCCUGGCCAGAAGGCGGUGUUCAGCGCUUACCGUAGCCUGAGCCUGUGCAAAAGCGGUGGUGACGGCACCGUCGCCGCUGCUGCAGCCGCGAGGUGGUCCCCGACCAGUCGUGGCGAUAUCUGCGACGAGAACGACGUCGAAACAAAGCCCGGUGCCGGUGACCACGGCCACUCUCCCGACCAAAACGACAAGUACCGUGAUCGUAACGGAGGAGUCAAGGACGAACAGAACGAAAGAAAGGUAUUGCCUCAGAGAAUGUACGAGCGACACUCGGCCAGCGUUGGGCGCACCAACUUUGAGACCUUCCACGCGACAGCAUCUCGGUUAGUUUCUAUGCGUUCCAUCUGCAGUCAUUUGGAGGGACUGCUCGAGGAAUAUGAAGCUCGAGGAAAAGAAGGGACGCUCAACGAAAGCGGCGAUGACGGAGGGUCUCUAGGUGGCUUGGCCAACACCAGUGGUAGCUUCGACGCUUCGACAUUGAGCGGUGACAUCAAACUUGACCACAUAGAGGACAUUGGCAGCCGGCUUCACUCCACGCCUGCUCGAACUAACGGAGGCUGUGGUGUUGAAGAAGAUAGGCGGCUACAGCUCGGCUUGGGUGACUUUGACCACUUGGGCGGCACCGCAACUUGCAGCCUUGCCAGAGGCGAAACAUUGCUGCACGUGAAAGUAACCGGCUCCGGUGACUGUGAGCAAGACAGCGGAGGAAGUAGCAGGCUUCCCGCAACUUCGUCACCGAUACCUACGGAAGCGGACACAGACGAUGUUUGCCUUGGGAGCUUUGGUGAAGGAGGCGUCAAUGGAAACAAAGUGGCUGUCCUGAAUGACGAGUGCAGUGCGGAGUUAUGUGAUACGAAGACACUGACGGACGAGUCUUUCUCUUCAGACAUGACCGUGAGGCGCCUGAGUUUUGGCGAUCCUAUCGAUGAUGCCGAGUCAGAGUUUGCAUCUCAGCAGGGCAGUGAAAUUGCAGGAGAGUUUAUUGAUGCCGGGUUCGACACAGGCUACUUGGAGGGGGCUGCCGUUGAUGCGGACUUUUUCUCAUACGUAGAUCUGGACUCGGACUUAGUGUCAACGUCCACUGCGAUUCAAGACAAGCGGGCUACGAGACCGUGCCCGCAACGAAGUUCUGAGUGGUGUGACUUUGACGUGUUCCGGGAACAGCAAAGAGACGAGUACUUCGGCGUGUUCGAAGCGCGUCCACUUCGCAAGCGUGCGGAGUGCAUGUCAACAUCGAAGUCGUGCGAAAUUAUCCAAUCUUCGAACAGUCGAAUCAUCACAUUUAACAACCGUCCUACGUCUGCUUAUGGACCUUCAAAACUCGCUGCAACCUUAGAUAAUAAGGAGCAGAGGCAGUUUAGUUCCAGUCCGACGAACAGCAUAGAUGGACAGGUAUCUGUUUCAUCCUACAGUUCAUUUCUGACCGUGGACUCGUACGAAGAAGACGCAGACUUUCCGAACACCAAACUCGUCGGUUGUAGUACGAACAAUGAGUCUGAGCAAGACUUGAGCUCUUCAAAAGCAUCAAGUCCUACUAUCGUACACAGCCCUUUACGUCCUGAAUCACAAAGCUUUCAAAGCUACGAAGAGGCAGUUAGUCCUGGUCCUGUCGGAUGUGCGACAAGCAAUCAGCUCUCAUCUACCAUUAACCUCGCAGAAAUAUGCUGUUGCUUUGCAGCCGACGGCCAGCUAAUCCCGGAGCCGCAAAGCUUCCAGAGCUUCGAAAGUACAGAAGGUUCCAGCUGCCACGCUGAACCAGACGCCGAAGGUGUCUGCGGCAUUGAUGGACAAGAUGAGCGACGUUCGAGUGCAGACGACGAACCAAUGGUUCAAGAGCCAGGUUGUGCGAGUUCGACAACAACGCUUUCUUUUCACGUUCUUGAUGAGGCGGACGAAAGAAAUUCAAAUAACGACAGCAGUUGCGGCAGCAGCAGAAGCAGCAGUAACAAAAGCAGCAGCAGUGACCGUACUAGCAGAAGCGGUAGCGACAGCUGCAGCCGCGAAAGUCCUGCUGACUCCGAUGAAGAGGAUACUCCGACAGUCGCAACAUCGCAUACAGCACAGCAAUCGACAUCACCGGUGCAGUCGAAUGCGGAGUAUGAGUCCAUCAGCAACAGCGGCACAUCAUCACCAUUCCCGCUACAGGACUACCGCAGCUGCCGUGACUUUCUGCGCAGGCUGACGGAUGCGAAUCCAGAGUUGACCUACUCUCUUAGCACAUCCCUUGCUUCUGACAACUGCGGCGUGGCCGAGGAUGCUUCUGUCGAAGACGUCUGUAGUCAGAUUUUCAGCAGUUAUAACGAAAGCUUUACGCACUUUGAGGCACUACAGAGCUUCCCGGCGCUUCCACGGUCCAACGCCACAGAGAUGCUUAAGUGUCCAGAGCUUCGGCCCCUACGCUUGGGGAGGAGCACAAAUGACGUUUUUGAGCCUGUGUUAAGUAGAGACAAGAACAAGCGCUUGAAGAGGUCGGCAGUGCCUGCUGCUGCUGCUUCAGACACUAAGGCAACGAUCAGCAAGACUUCUGACACGUGGUGUCAAAUGCCGUCGGCAUCUUCUGUAUCCAUGCCCGACUUGAAACAUUCGCAGAAGGGCACGUGGCCACCGGAUCUUCAAGAGCUAAGUGGCGUCGGAGCAACCUCAGACGCAGAUCUCACUUCAGGGAGAACCCACUCAACCUCUGCAAGGAAAGUGGUCGGGCUUGCAGUGUAA
Messenger RNA from Rhipicephalus sanguineus (brown dog tick), 3099 nucleotides. RefSeq lists its product as uncharacterized. The record is from RefSeq and is a predicted model, not a curated record. The coding region runs from base 1 to 3099 and encodes 1032 amino acids. The transcript is spliced from 3 exons. Lineage: Eukaryota; Metazoa; Arthropoda; Arachnida; Ixodida; Ixodidae.